ACGCAUAAUAAUUAUUAGAGUAUGGAAGAAGAGAGUAGUGAUACAUUUAGAAAAGAAUCUCCUUUCAAUCCAAUUUGUAAAUGUUUUCUGGAACCUGCAAUUUCUGACGAAGAAGUAAAAAUUUCAUUUCGUAAAGAACAGGUUCUAAACACGGUAGUAAGAACCGAAACAUAUCUCCGAGAGCGUCGAAUUCCAGAACUUAUUCGUUUUCUUCUUACCAAGUUAAUAUCUCAGGCCCCACCAAAACCAAUUGCUUUUCUUGAAAAGUUGAUUGAUGAUUGCAUGCUCUUUCGGGCAGGACAUGGAACGGCGCCAGUUCUGUUUGAAUCGAGGCACUUAGACGCGGUAAUUAAAAGCUUUGAUCCAUGCCAACGAGGAUGGUUAAGCGCAGGUCAAGUUCGCAGGCUUUAUACUACUUUAGGAUUAGUACCUGAAGAAUUUGUAGAGGAAAGGGUGCCCGUUGACUUAGUUUUCAAAAGCGUAAAAUGUUGUCAAGAGAAAGAGUUAUAUAAUUUACUUGCUGCUGGAACAAUCUCGGACAACUACAGCGAUUAUUUGAAAUCUGAUAAUGUCUCUCUCUAUCAAUAA
Messenger RNA from Colias croceus (clouded yellow), 588 nucleotides. RefSeq lists its product as uncharacterized. NCBI's taxonomy places the organism in Eukaryota, Metazoa, Arthropoda, Insecta, Lepidoptera, Pieridae. The record is from RefSeq and is a predicted model, not a curated record. The transcript is spliced from 2 exons. Bases 22 to 588 code for a protein of 188 amino acids.